Molecule: messenger RNA, 315 nt
Organism: Triticum turgidum subsp. durum (durum wheat)
Lineage: Eukaryota; Viridiplantae; Streptophyta; Magnoliopsida; Poales; Poaceae
Source: the annotation of a GenBank genome assembly
AUGGGCUUGGCCCGUUCAAGAGAAUAUAGAGGAGGCCUGGCGCUGGGCCUCCUGGGCUGGCUGGAUCGAAACGAGGAGGUGGAAGGGGCGCAGUCAACGCGAAGCAGGACUUGUCGCUGGGUCUUCCUCAUCGCGCAAAGUCGAAGCAGAGGAUGCAGCAGCGCAGCUGCAGCUUGGCGUAUGACUGGGAGCAGGGAAGAUAGGGGCAGCGCGAUGCAGAGGACGCAGGGGAGGCAGUGGCUGGUCGAGGGGCUUGGGGAAGAGCAACAAUGGUGGUGCAGGGCGCGGUCAAGGCAAGCAGUGCUCGCGUCCUGA